GGAAAUCGCAAAUGGUGCUCUUGCGGCAACUGUCAAGAGAUGCCAACAGAAAACGAGUGUAUAUGCUGCCAAGAAAUGGAUGUACUAGGUGAUCGACUCGAUCUGGAAGAUAAUUAAUUCUUCUCAAAUAAAAUCUUUGUUUCUGAAGUGAUAAUUUUUUAUUUUUUUACUAAAGAACGGCGCAGUGCCCGCAAUGGAUUUAUUUCACCCUGCUAACUGAGUGAUAUGAACUAUCACUGAAAUUGCAGGUAACAAGCUUCAGUGUAUUACAGAGCACGGAUCAUUUGGACCCGUGUGUUUACUAGCGGACGUCUUGAGAACAGCCCUAGUUGGCAUGCACCAAGUGAGAAAUGACAGACUUGAAGAUUAUCCGUCAAAUGAGUAAGCACCGACAGAAUAAAUAUUUUUCACAAAAUUCAUGCAAACAAAACGCUUUAGUUGUUUACGAGUUCGUGUGACGCAAACCCUAAGAAACAAAUGCAGUGUUGUCAGCCCUUUCAAUACAAGUGGUGUUGUAGUCUUUUGUCUGAAGGGUGAACUUCAUCGCUAUAUUUAAUUGUAAAGAGCCAGUACACCUCUUCAGUUUGUGUGCUUUGUUUUCCUAAUGGAGGUAAAUUAUGAGUAAAUAUGGACGUGGACGAGACAAAAUUGAAAGAAGGAGUUCUUAUGAGAAUCAUCACAUCACUUAAUGAGGGAAAAUAAGAAAGGGAAACUUGCUACCUGUAAAUAGAGCCUUAGUCAAACGGCGAGCCCCAGGAAGUCUCCCUUUGUCACACAAUGUUAGCUUAAGAUAUUGAUCUCAUUUCAAAUGAGCCCCUGCUUGGCGAAGUAGAAUUUGUUUGUUUCAACUGCAUUUGUCUGGGUUCUGUUCCGAGCAUGUAUCAAUGUCUUUUGUUUUUUCCUAGGAGUAUGCGAUUGGCAGGUUAUAGACAGUUUACUUGGUGGACUUAUAACAGACUUGGUAAAGGGAACAGACGCGUGAUUCCUUCGUGUGUUGUGGCAUCAAUAAGACGUAAUUACCCAGAUGCAGCCGGAAAUUAUACAGGCAUUAAAAGAUGCCGAGGACAAUGA
Molecule: messenger RNA, 1071 nt
Organism: Pocillopora meandrina
Lineage: Eukaryota; Metazoa; Cnidaria; Anthozoa; Scleractinia; Pocilloporidae
Source: the annotation of a GenBank genome assembly